AUGUCUCGCUGGUUCCGGUUUCUGAACAAAAAUGAACCUCUUUCCGUUUAUUUCUUUGCAGUUCCCCGAAAUAGCCUAAACCUGAUGGGCUAUUGGCCAGGAGGAGGUGCUGAGAAAAAGGAUAAGAAGAAUAAGAAUCCACCUCUGCGGGCCUAUGUCCACUUUGUGAUCUUGGCCAUUGGCGUCUUCACCGAACUGCAUGCUGGAAUGCGUUUUCUGCACCAAGAGGAACUAACCCUGGCCCUGGAGACCUUCUGCCCGGCUGCCACCUCGGCUGUGACCUUGCUGAAAAUGUUCCUCAUGUGGCGUUAUCGUCAGGAUCUGGCCAGUAUGUGGUGCCGUCUGAGGUCACUGCUGUUUGAGACAGGAAGAGAGCGACCGGAUCAGCAGGAGAUUCGCCUGAGGCACUCCCUGCUGGCCGUCAGGAUCAAUUGUUGGCCAGUUUCGGCUGGCUUCCUCACAGGAUCCAUUUACAACAUCAAGCCGGUGAUGAUAGCCUUGGUGCUAUAUCUGCAGCAGCGCAGCGAUGAGAAUGUUUGGGUUACGCCCUAUAAUAUGACAAUGCCACCAUUUCUACUAAAGAGUCCUUUCUUCCCAUUCACCUACUUGUUCACCGCCUACACAGGAUACGUGACGAUUUUCAUGUUCGGAGGCUGUGAUGGAUUCUAUUUCGAGUUCUGUAGCCAUGUAUCGGCUCUCUUUGAGAUUCUACAGUCGGAAACCAAGGCCAUUUUCAAGCCCUACAAGGACAGACUGACCAUCGAUUCGGAGGAGGCUCUCCACCUGGAACAGCAACUUAGGGCCAUUGUGGUGCGACACAAUGCCGUCAUAGAUCUGACCAAGUCCUUUCGGCAGCGCUAUGCCAUCAUAACCCUGGCCCACUUUGUCUCGGCCGCCAUGGUGAUCGGCUUCAGCAUGGUGAACCUGCUCACAGUGGGCGGCAUCGGCCUGGGAGUGAUUCUCUAUGUGGCCUAUACGAUUGCGGCGGCCAGCCAGCUGUUGGUCUACUGUUAUGGCGGCACUUUGGUGGCCGAAAGUAGCCUUGGUCUAGCGAGGAUUCUGUUUGCCUGUCCCUGGAAUAUUUGCUGGCCGAAUCAGAGACGAUAUGUCCAGCUGCUGAUCCUGCGAUCCCAGAGAGCCCUGACAAUGGCAGUGCCAUUUUUUUCACCUUCAUUGGCGGCCUUUGCUUCGAUUCUACAAACUUCUGGAUCCAUCAUUGCACUUUUCAAGUCCUUUCAAUAGACCACUUCAUAGACUCCUGAUUUAUUUCCACAUUCAAGUCA
Messenger RNA from Drosophila bipectinata, 1283 nucleotides. It is a transcript of the gene Or10a, whose product is annotated as Odorant receptor 10a. The record is from RefSeq and is a predicted model, not a curated record. Lineage: Eukaryota; Metazoa; Arthropoda; Insecta; Diptera; Drosophilidae. Gene Ontology annotation, cellular component: plasma membrane. Gene Ontology annotation, molecular function: odorant binding; olfactory receptor activity. Gene Ontology annotation, biological process: sensory perception of smell; detection of chemical stimulus involved in sensory perception of smell.